AUGACCACACCAAAAUCAAUUUUGAGACCACAGAUAAAAAAACUAAUACGCCAAAUUCCACAGGCUUCUCUUGACCAUCAAUCUCAACUAAUCCUGGAUGCCUUAAAACCCGCUUUACAGCCACAUCUCUCUGUAGCAUGCUUCAUGGACAUGGGUCGCGGCGAAGUACGAACUUUGCCCAUAAUAAGUCACUUGUUUGAGGCCCAUAAGCGAGUGUAUUUGCCGAGAUGUACCGACACCAAGACCAGUGGGCAUCCAGUGUUGAGGGGUGGAGUGGAUUCUCAUCCCCAUCUCACGUUUCAUGAAAUGCGAAACAUGGCGCAAGUGGAGGCUCUAAAGCCACAGGGUAAAUAUCAGCUACUAGAACCACCUCUUGAAGAGCCUCAUCCGCACCCACCAAAGCUUGAUGUGGUGUUGGUUCCAGGUGUAGCUUUCUGUGUCAAAACGGGGGCAAGGAUGGGCCACGGCGCUGGGUUUUACGAUGAUUUCAUUCACCGCACAUUGCAAAAGCACGGUAAGCGACCCUUACUAGUUGGACUAGCGCUUCAAGAGCAGGUCGUUCCACAUGUCCCUACAGAGCUUCACGAUCACCACAUGGACGCCAUUGUGUGUGGCGACGGCACAAUACACUGGAUUGGAAACAACCAUUGA
Molecule: messenger RNA, 651 nt
Organism: Lachancea meyersii CBS 8951
Lineage: Eukaryota; Fungi; Ascomycota; Saccharomycetes; Saccharomycetales; Saccharomycetaceae
Source: the annotation of a GenBank genome assembly